AAGCAUUUCACCCUGUGACAGCCGACAGGCGCCUCUUGUGUGUCUGACAGUUAGAGUUAGCUAACGCUCGGUGAAAGCUAGCUAGCCCGGCAGGAUGGGUGUAUCAGAUUUACACUUUGAUACGAACGCUGCAGGACCCGUGGUGGAUCUGACAGGUCGGGGGGUGCAGAAGCUGGAUCCCAGUUUCAUCAGUUCUGACGACACUCACACUCUCAUCUUGGACCGCAAUAAAAUCAUGAAGCUGGAUAAUCUGGAACGAAGCCCCAGCCUUCAGCAGCUAUCCGUAGCAAACAACCGUCUGGUCAGAAUGAUGGGGGUGUCUCAGCUGAUGCAGCUGAGGGUCCUCAAUCUGCCCAACAACAGCAUCGGCUACAUUGAAGGACUGCGCGAUCUGCCUCAUCUGAAAUGGCUAAACCUUUCCGGAAACAACAUAAAGGUGAUUGAACAGCUGUACAGCUGUGUGUCUCUUCAACACCUGGACUUGUCUGACAACAACAUUUCCACCAUUGGAGAUCUGACUAAACUGGCUGCAUUAAAGACACUUCUGCUUCAUGGAAACAGCAUUACAACACUCCGCACUGUUCCCGCCCACCUGCCGGCGCACCUUUCCAUUCUGUCGCUGGCAGAAAACGAGAUCAGGGACCUGAAUGAAGUGUCGUACCUGGCAUCACUUCAUGAGCUGGAGCAGCUGUCCAUAAUGAGCAACCCCUGCGUUAUGGCGACUCCUUCCCUGCCAGGUUUUGAUUAUCGACCGUACAUCAUGAGCUGGUGUCUGAAUCUGAAAGUCCUGGACGGCUAUGUGGUGACUCAAAAAGAAGGUCUGAAAGCUGAGUGGCUCUACAGUCAGGGUAAAGGUCGUUCAUUUCGUCCAGGGCAGCACGUCCAGCUGAGUCAGUAUUUGGCGACUGUUUGCCCUCUGACUGCAUCACCAGCGCUGGAGACGGCAGAAAACGCCAAACUAGAGAAGAUCCUCAGCAAGCAGAGGUUUCAUCAAAGACAGCUGUUAGAGGAGACCCAGGGAGGCUGCCUCAGUCCUCCACGUCCAACCCAGCUUGACGUGGAGAGGCACAGCCCUUCACAUCCACUAGGGGGAGCUCAAGAGGAGAAAGAAGUCACCACACCAGGACCAGCUGAUCCUCCAUCAGUCCUGGAGAAGGAACCAGUGGUGCAGUUCAACACCUGGGUGAGCUGUGACUCCGCUCAUGCAUCGCUGCCGGUGGUUCACAGCCAAAGGCUCGCAGAGGAACACAUUUAUUUGGAGGAUGUGCAGACCGAUGAGGACAAACUCAACAGCAGCAUGCUGUCGUCUGAGUCCGUGUUUCUGCCCUUCACAUCAGACACAGACCUGCACACGACCCACACCGACACCGAAGACGAGACUGAGACGUUUGAGCCCGAUUCUCUGGCUCUGAAACGGCCGGCACAGCCUAAGACGCACAGGACGCGCCACCCGCCAACAGAGAAACCGGACCAGAAGACUAUAGAGAAAGAAGCUGGCGCCAUCACACCUGCACCGCCAGCCUUCGGAGCCGGAGCGCCACUCGAUGGUCCUGAGGCGUCCACCGACAGAGCAGAAAUAAAAGGAGAAGUGGGUUUGUUUUUGAGAAAAACGAUGACAGAAGCAGACAAAGCAGCUGUUAAAAUCCAGUCCUGGUGGAGAGGACAGCACACGCGAUGUUGUCACCCCACUGCUAAAGAGGUGCGCGGUGAAAUCCGCCUGCGGAGGAUGCAAGAUCACAUCGUCUUUCUGACGGACAAAUUAGAAAAUGUGCAGAAGCAGCUUGAAGACGAGAGGCUGCAGAGGCUGGUGCAAGAGGAGGCCAUGAAGUUCCUCUGGAAAGAGCUGCAGGCCGUGCAGCAGUGGAAGCAGUCUGUGGAGCAGCAGCUGGCAGCCGUUCAACCAGCCACACCUCAGAUCACACCUCCUGCUCCGCUCUGCAGUGCAGCUCCCCCCGUUGUUCCCAAAAGCCCAAACCCCCCCGGCGCAGAGGCAUCCUUCCCAGAUUCAGGCUUCCAAUCCACCCUGGAUCAGCAGUGGGGGCAGGAGGACAGCUUCCUGAGCAGCGGCACGGCCGACUCUCUGAAGACAGUGCGAGCGCUGAGCCCUGCGGGCGGCGGCGUGGACAGCACGGACUGCAGCCUGCUGGAGCAGUACCUGUCCUCUGUGCAGCAGAGGGAGGAGGAGGCGGAGGAGGAGAGGAGCGAGAAAACUGAAACACCACCGGCUUCCUCCCCUGGGUCACCCAGCAGGGCAGCGCCCACAACCCACCUUCCCACAAAGAGGGAAACAACCCCCCCAGCUCAGGCUGAGAGCUCUGAUUCAGUGAGAGAUCCGAACAUGCUGGAGGAAAGCCCAUCUGACAAAGAACUACUUUGUACCGAGCCAGAACGAGUGAACCAGUGAAUGUAAAUCUUUUAUACCUCCUGAAAUGUAAACAUUAUCUUUGCUGUAAAUGCAAUAAAGUGUUUUGUUAUUAAUAACUACUGUAACAGAUGCAGGUUGAAGCUUCAACCAAUAAAACAGGAUUUUUGUAA
Messenger RNA from Oryzias latipes (Japanese medaka), 2535 nucleotides. It is a transcript of the gene cep97, whose product is annotated as centrosomal protein 97. The record is from RefSeq and is a predicted model, not a curated record. Gene Ontology annotation, cellular component: centrosome. Gene Ontology annotation, molecular function: protein binding. Gene Ontology annotation, biological process: negative regulation of cilium assembly. Lineage: Eukaryota; Metazoa; Chordata; Actinopteri; Beloniformes; Adrianichthyidae.